Molecule: messenger RNA, 1202 nt
Organism: Ixodes scapularis (black-legged tick)
Lineage: Eukaryota; Metazoa; Arthropoda; Arachnida; Ixodida; Ixodidae
Product: hsp70-binding protein 1
Exons: 6
Coding region: 116-1123 (335 amino acids)
Source: RefSeq, a predicted model, not a curated record
CGACGAGAGAAACAACUACGAGCUUGUGUUUCUCACGAGGAGUCUUCGUUCUUCUACCGUUAUUGUGUAAGGAAAAUUUUCGAAUUUUUCUCAUAGAAACCUGCCAAUUUCCAGGAUGAGUGGUGAGGCUCCGAGAAAUCUGGGCAACCUUCCGGCCCUGCUCAAUUUCUGCGUUCGGAACACGGCAACCGAAGAUGCACCAAGCGCGCCGACCGGAGAAAUGGACCCCGAGAGAAGGAAAUGGCUAGACGAUGCUCUUUUGGAAAUGACCAUCUCGCCGGUGGAGGAGAUGCAGAAAAACCUCAAGAUGAUUCGUGACACGUUGGACCAAGUGAACGAGUCUGCGUCACCGCCGAGUGAGGAGGCCUGCAGCACACUUCAGUCGGCGCUCGAAAACAUUGUGGAAUAUGUGUGCUCCAUCGACUGUGCAAACGAUUUCCACAAGAUUGGUGGAUUCGAAGUGCUGGACCCGCUGCUCCACUUCCCCGAUGCGGUGGUGUGCUCCAGAACGUCGGCUCUGAUCGCAGAGCUCGUCCAGAACAACCCCUACUGUCAGCGGGAGGCAGCCGGGCACCUCAAGACACUUCUCAAGCUGAUUGACACUGCCGAGGACGAGAAUGUCCGCAUCAAGGCCCUCUAUGCGGUAUCCUGCAUGGUGCGGCACAACUUACCGGGAUACUUGGAGUUCGAGAAGCAGAACGGCCUGGCAGUGCUGAUGCGGACCCUGCAGAGCAACGUGCUUCGCCUCAAGGCCAAGGCCUGCUUCCUGCUGUCGUCCCUGUGCUCACAGCAGACGGAAAGCAGAGAAACCUUGCUCCAGAUGGGGUUCGUGGAGCAGCUGGCUGCUCUGCUCCGUCACGAGCAGGGCCCCCACAGGGAGCACCUGCUGGGAACGCUGGCCACCCUCGUCACGGAGUGCGCGAGCGCGCGGGAUGAGUGCCGUCGUCCAGAGCUGCAGCUCGAGGCCACCCUCCGAGAGUGCGUCGGCUCGGCGAGCGGCAGGGAAGAGUGUCGCGAAGAGAGGGACCACUGCGCGCUGAUCCUCGCGACUUGUUUCAAUGACCGUUCCCACGAGGCCCCAGAGAUGGACAGGGCCUUGACGCUGUUCCAGAAGAUACUGUAAGGCGGCUCCAGGACCUCCACUUCGGUGCGCACCAGGUUUUCAUUGUAAGGCCCUAUGAGACAGAACUGGUCACCCAACU